GUUAUUCCGUGGUCCAUGGUUCUGUGGUCCGUAUUUCGACACAAAGAAGGAAAAAUCAUGUCAAGGAGCAUGCUGAGUAUUAUAUGCACCCUGGUGAGUCCAUAUAGAUAAGGCGUUUCCCGACAGAAGUUGGGAUGACACUUUCAAACGGAAGUACUGUCACAAAAAGGAAGUACUGUCACAUUUUCGAACGUUUGUCAUGUGGUCUCAAUAUUAAAUGAAGAGGCAAAGCCAAGAACUUGCGUUCCGUUAGAAUAUUACAUGGAUUGAAAUGGAUAUUGAUGAAAACGAUAAUCAACAGAAACAAAGUCGACAGCAAAGUAUAGGAAAGAAACAAGUGAUUUUGUCCUGGGCGAAAGGAUGUGCAAGUAGUAGCAAAGAAGUUAUCCCUGAAAAGAGACAAAAAAUCUCGUCAGAAAAGGGCAGCUUUACUUGCUUGCAAUGCUUUGAAUUACACUUGAAAGGAAAAAGGGAUGAAAGAUAUACAUCUGUAUGCAGAACAGAUCAUUCAACUGUUCAACGUCAUAAAAAUAGAUGGCACAGCAUUCCUGGAUCGAAGUUAUGCACAAUUGUUCCAACAGCUGCAAAAGAAGUGAGUUCAUUGAAGUUAAAAUAUGCAAAACAGAACGUAUCAGAAGUCACUACACCUGAAGAAAGAAACACCAGUACAACUUCAUCACAGAUUAUUUCAAUAGACCCGGUACAUAGCACUGCAGCAGCUCAAGGCAAAAACAAUCUAGAAUUAGCUACGCCAAGCUACGAAGAAUACCUUGAUGAACUUGAAUCAAAUACUGAAAGUGAGGAAAAUAAAUUCAUGGAGGCCCUAUCACCCAUAGAGCCCCUGGAACCCCUGGAAGCAUGCAGCAACGAGCCUCAGUUGAUGACAGAAUCAAGUGACAAAGAAACAUUGGAUGGGAUAGAAAUAUCUGGAAUGGACACUCAAAGUACACUUUUAUCUUUUAGAACUGAAAAAUUAGAUGCAACAAAGAAGAACAGCACCGUAGACAUGGAUGCCAUUAUGACUGAGAUAAAUAAAUUAAGUUUAAAGGUGGAUGAUAUUGGAGCAAAGCACAGAAGCUUACAGCAGCUUGUUUUUGAAGACCCAGAGACUGGAAGGCAAGUUGCUGCAAUGAAGAAAGCCAACAAUAUCAAUGAAUUAGUUGAGGCAUCAAAGCCAAUUCAGUGGUUCUAUGAUGAGAAAAGUGGUUGUGCAGUUCUGAGAUGUUUGCCAUGUUAUGAGCUUCAUCUGAAAGCUAAGCCAACAUUAGCCGAUUUAACUCCAUUACAAGCACAGCGAAUCCUUAAUCCAAGAAGCAGUAGAACAUUUGCAACUGGAAUUUUCUUGAAAAAGGAAAUCGCGAGUCUGUUAAUCAAAGGUCAUAAUAGGACUUGGUACCGGGAAAAAAAUAUGCUAAUUGACCACAUGUGUAUCAUAGGAAACGGCUCAGAGACACAUAAAAUUGCCAUGGAAGCAUACAAGCAGGCUUUGAAAUCCAAUAAUGAAAAUGCAACAACUGCAACACAUUUAUUUAAAGCGGCUAUAGUGGAUUUGAAACUUGGUGCAGCAGCAAGAAACUUUGAAGUGUUAGUGUCUUUACUCGCAAAUUGCUCUGUAAAUGUUGGAAACAUUGGGCAUGGCAGGAAUCUGUUUAAUGACAUACUGUACUGCCUGGAAAAGUCGAUGAACAAGAAGACGGCAGAAUUCCUUAAUCAGCCACUCCCAUCAACAUUCCUUCCUCCACACUUUUGGGUUACCAUUGAUAAAGCUACACCAGCCAGAACAACAAACCAAGCAGUAUUGGUUGUCGCCAGAGAUAAGAAUGGGAUACCCUCCCCAAUAUCGUUGCAGCUCCUGCCAUUUAUACAGAAUUUACCGAAGCCUCAUAUGAUAUAUUGGCAUUAAAACUUCUGGAAGCAAUUUCUGAUAAUUUCUCCCCCCAAAUUCUGGAAAGGCUUUGUGGUGUGGCAGCUGAUGGCCCUUAUCAGGCUUCUGGAUUCAGAAGUUCACUUUUUCGGCAACUGGAGAUCCCAGAGCAUGUAGACAAAGUGAUCGCUCUCCCCAUAACAUGGGAUACAGCCCAUGUUUUAAACCUUGCUGUUACCGAAGUAAGAGAUGCUAACUCACCUGGUGGAGAACAUUUCCGUAGAUUUAUCAAGAGAUGUAAUGUGUUCAAUCAUGUUUUGGCAAAUGGAAAGGGGUUUGCCUUUUUGCAGAUGGUGGACAGUACUGCGAGACGACCUGUGUCAUAUGCUACUCAGCGUUUCAUGAGUUCAUCGUAUGAGCAGUGGCUCAAAAUUGAACAGAGCUACCAAUCGUACUGGCAGGCAU
Rhopilema esculentum is the source of this 2329-nucleotide messenger RNA. Lineage: Eukaryota; Metazoa; Cnidaria; Scyphozoa; Rhizostomeae; Rhizostomatidae. The record is from RefSeq and is a predicted model, not a curated record.